Messenger RNA from Astyanax mexicanus (Mexican tetra), 9220 nucleotides. RefSeq names its product DENN/MADD domain containing 1A (gene dennd1a). The transcript is spliced from 24 exons. Lineage: Eukaryota; Metazoa; Chordata; Actinopteri; Characiformes; Acestrorhamphidae. Gene Ontology annotation, molecular function: guanyl-nucleotide exchange factor activity; phosphatidylinositol phosphate binding. Bases 128 to 3154 code for a protein of 1008 amino acids. Gene Ontology annotation, cellular component: cytosol; clathrin-coated vesicle. The record is from RefSeq and is a predicted model, not a curated record. Gene Ontology annotation, biological process: endocytic recycling; endocytosis.
ACCGUGAUCUGCGCGGUGAGAGUAUGGCGGUGCUGUGUGCUGUGUAACGGGGCUAACUGGGGGAAUAGCACUCUCUCGCCCUGCUUAUGAUCACACUCACACCCACACAGCUGGACUAUACCAGGAGAUGAGAAUGGGUUCCCGCAUCAAAGACAGUCCUGAGAGCACGUUUGAGGUGUAUAUGGAGGUGGGUCAUUCUGGAACAGUGGGCACAGAACCAGAGGUGCGGAGAGUAUUCCCUGAGGAAUAUGCUGACCAGGAAACUCUGCAGACUGUUCCAAGGUUUUGUUUCCCAUUUAGCGUGGACAGUCUGGCAGUGGGGCAGGUGGGUCAGAACUUCACCUUUGUUCUGACUGAUAUCGACAGUAAGCAGCGUUUCGGCUUCUGUCGCCUCUCUUCUGGAGUUCAGAGCUGCUACUGUAUCCUCAGUUAUCUACCAUGGUUCGAGGUCUUCUACAAGCUGCUGAAUGUGCUGGCUGACUACACUAUUAAAGGACAGGAGAGCCAGUGGAGAGAAUUGUUGGAGACACUACAUUCGUUACCCAUCCCUGAACCUGGAGUCCCUGUCCAUCUGAGUGUGCAUGCCUACUUCUCAGUGCCUGACCUGAGGGAGUUACCAAGCAUCCCUGAAAAUAGGAACCUGACGGAGUAUUUUGUGGCUGUAGAUGUGAACAACAUGCUUCACCUGUACGCCAGUAUGCUGUACGAGCGAAGAGUUCUCAUCAGCUCCAGCAAGCUGAGCACAUUAACAGCAUGUGUCCAUGGUGCAGCAGCCAUGUUGUAUCCCAUGUACUGGCAGCAUGUUUACAUCCCAGUGCUCCCACAACACCUAUUAGACUACUGCUGCGCUCCGAUGCCAUACCUCAUAGGAGUUCAUUCAAGCCUGAUGGAGAAGGUCAGAGGAAUGGCUUUGGAUGAUGUUGUCAUUCUUAACGUGGACACCAACACUCUGGAGACUCCGUUUGAUGAUCUGCAGAGUCUUCCUAAUGAUGUGGUGUCAUCUCUAAAAAAUCGCCUGAAAAAGGUUUCCACGACAACGGGAGACGGGGUGGCCAGAGCGUUUCUAAAAGCUCAGGCGUCUCUGUUCGGCAGCUACAGGAGCGCCCUGCGCAUAGAACCAGAAGAGCCAAUUACAUUCAGUGAGGAUGCGUUCAUUACACACAGAUCCAGCACUAUGAGACAGUUUCUGCAGAAUGCUAUCCAGCUUCAGCUUUUUAAACAGUUUAUAGAUGGGCGUUUGGAGUUACUGAAUUCUGGUGAAGGCUUCAGUGAUGUGUUUGAGGAGGAGAUUAAUAUGGGGGAGUAUGCUGGUAGUGAUAAAGUGUACCAUCAGUGGCUUCUUACAGUUAAGAAAGGAGGCGGGGCAAUCUUUAACACCGUAAAGACGAAAGCAAAUCCUGCCAUGAAGACCGUCUACAAGUUUGCCAAAGAUCACGCCAAGAUGGGCAUCAAAGAAGUUAAGAGUCGCCUUAAACAAAAGGAGCUGAUGGAAAACGGCUACCCCGGCAGCAGAGACGAGCCAGGCUCCACCCACUUGCCCUCCACCCACAGUAAAGACUCACUCACCUGGGAACAGAGGCGACCAAUUACUGUGCACUUUGGACAGUCGGAACAAGGCCAACCCCCUCAACAUGCCCGUCCACAGCGCCCCACACGCCCACCUCCCAAGCGCCCCCCUCCCCCAGCCCCCUCCAAACUGAACCGCAGCAAUCGUCCAGCUCGUCCUCCCCGACCACUGGUGGCAAAAAGACCCCGAAGCAAUGUAGGAUUGGAGGGCAGUCCUGAACACUGUAUGCGUCCUACACGUCACUACACUGUAUUUCUGUGUGAGGACUCUUCUGGAGAUGAGAUUUCCCAGGAUGACGAAUCUGUCUCCGCUUUUCCUGAACACUUCCUGCUCUCCGCCCCCUUUGAAUGGCCUCAGCCUUAUAGGUCUCUGAAAGAGGCGGAGCUAGUGGAGGAGGGUGAGGAGGCAGGGGCGGAGCGAUGCCAGGGCAACACUGCUCCCUCUAGUCCCGUGCAGGAGAAGUUCUCGGAGCUGACUCUGUUGGACUCCUUCAGCAGCCAGCAGGGGGCAUCCACACACACCUCCCGCACAAAACACUACACACACAUUCCGCUGGGCACGGCACGGAGCCUGGAGGAGCUGAGUUCGAUGUGUGAGGCCGAGGUGCAGCAAGUCGACUUCAGCUAUCAGCGGAUGGAGCUCAGUGGUGAGGAACGUACUCGGACUCUUCCGGGACUGAAGCACUCCAACUACAACAAGCUACGUAGUCAGAAAGAUCUGGACUCGGUUGUACUCUCUGGUCGUGAGUCCCCUUGCUGGGAACGACCGCUGUCUGUCCCGCCCCUGGAGCCACCAGAGCCCCGCCCUGCCAGCCACGAGAGUUUUGCCUCCAACCAGGAGAGCUUAGAUAGGAUGGAGACAGGCAGCAUAACGAUUCCUCGACCACAGGGCCGUAAAACACCAGAGCCGGGAGCGGUUUUGGCUCCGGCCGUGACACUGCUGCAGAAGGAGAUGGGACUAAACGUGAGCGCAGGGGGGCAGGAAUUCCGGCAAGCCCUCAACAUGUCUCCUCUCUCACAGUCCCGCCCAUCCGGUGUGGAGGCGGAGGCUGACUUGCUUAGUCUGCUGGACCCUCUGAGUGGAGCAGAAGAGCCCCGCCUACCCCCCAAACCUCCCAUUCCCCCACGGCCUGCCAUGCCCUCAUACCCGCCCCCACUGUCCCUCAACCCCUUUGCUGCACAACACACUCACUACAACCUUCAGAGACACUACAGUCCUGUUGUAUCUGGCAACCCAUUCACCUCCACCUACGUGCCUCCCCACGCCAGCACCUACUACAGCGCAGCACCCCCACGUCCCCUCUCAGUGUUCGGCCAGCCUUCUGCUACUGGGGGAGUCCAGGCGAGUGGAGUGUGGCCAGCUGCCAAAGCUCCGCCCACCUCCAACAGCAGUAGCUCUCUCUCUAGCCUGUUGGAUUCCCCUGCACCGCCUUUAUUAACCCAGGCUCUGCCCCCUACGCUUCCUGUCGGCACACCCCAGGACCCCUUCUGUGACUUGCUCACUAUGGCAGCAAUGCCAGCUGUUGCAGCCACGCCCCCUAAAAAAAAGGUGGAGGACCUGCGGAGGAGGUGGGAGACUUUUGACUAGCCCAGUGCACACUUUACCUCCACUGCUGCUACUGACCAAUGAGGGACAGCGCUCGUCUGUUGAACAAUCAAGAGCCACUGUUUUUUUGUUUUGGGUAAGGACUCUGGAAGCCCCAAAAAAAAGCUCUGCUACACAUAUAUAUGUGUGCGUGUGUGUGUGUGUGUGUGUGUGUGUGUGUCUGCGCAACGUACACUAAUGCUCAGACUGCAUUUGCAUCUUCUCCCUGAGUGGAUGACGUGACCUCGGACAAAACCAGGCCUUUGGAUGACCUCACGUGCCGUUAGCUAGAAUGCUGAAAAGCAGAAGGUCAUGCUCACAGUAGUUCAGCUUGGCAUUAAUCUAAUAGCAUCCAGGCUAAUAGUUCAGUCUGUGGAGCUACCACACUAAUGUUGUAGCUGUUGUGGUGUGUAGCUUUAUACCUGCCUUUUGUGAUCACACCUGUCGGAUGCUCAGAGAAACAGCUUUGAGGGGGAGGUAGCGUGUAGAGCAAUGAUCAGGGGUUAGGGUUAAAGUGCUGUCAGUUGUCUGAACUACUUAAAAACCAGACAAAACACAAUAUUAGUACAGAGUAAUAAGUCCCCAUUAUUAUAUAUUGUUUGGAAUGUGUUUUUUUUAUUUUUUAUUCCUGUUUAUGCCUGAAAUCCAGCUCAGAUCCGUAGGUUCUCAUACUGACCGACUACAGAACCUUGCACUAUUUUGGUCUUGAUCUGCAAACUAAGGCACUGUAACUAUGAUCUGAGGGUCGCUGGUUCGAAUCCUGGAUCAUGCUUCUUGCCAUCUGUGGCAGGAGUCUAGUAACUGCUAGUUUGAGGCUGGCCGGCACAGGCAUCUGUUAGCUGAUGUGUCGGAGCUGGGGAUCCGGCGCCAUCCUUUAAGCGCAUUGGCUGCCUACUGAUGCUACAUUCAGUCGCAGAUCGAAAAGAGGUGGUGGCUGACUUCACAAGUGUUGGAGUCUUUACAUUGGCUAGCCUUCACCCUCCUAUCCUAGGGCACAGGGUUUAUACAAAAGUCUUUCAAAUUGAGUAGAAAAUGGGGUAUUAAAAAAGACUAACUUUCGGGUGGAAUACAAUGAAAACUUGAGUUACUGCUUUGCAUGAAUUUAUUCAAUCUUAAUGAUGGCUGGGAUGUUGGAAGCUCAUUGAUUGAUAGCUAAACCUUCCGUUAAUAAUUUUAUAAUUCAGUAUUAUGAUCUUGAAAAUCUGCCACUGUUCCAGAGUGUUGUCUAUCGACCAGCUGACCCUCUUAGAUGCUAACGCUAACCCCUGACCAUUGGCCGCAUCUUUGACUUAAUGAAAACAAGCUGCCUCACCUGUCCAUGCGUAACCAAGGUUAGCUGGCUAACCCCGAAUUCUGCUUUUAGCUUCCAUAUAGUUUGUAACACUGAAUAAGAAUGCUAGUGAUGUAUUUGGGUUUGUAUGUCAAGAAAGGGGGCUUAAUGUCCCCAGGUAGCACACUGGUCUGUUGGCCGGUGUGUCCACAGGAUGCCAGGAAGAGAAAAGAACACAGCAGGGUUGGACUCUGCAAGGAAUACCGGACUAAAGAGUCUGGACAGUUAAUGCUAUGUGACAUUCAAAUGGCUGGAAACAAGGAAAUCAGACUUGUAUUUAAAACCCAGAUUUUACAUAACAACGUGUUACAUAAGCAGUACUUUUAGUUUUCUGUAUCAGUCCAAAGAGAUGUUGUAGUUUAGGCUUUAGAAGGUUCUAUAAGUCAUAUCCUCCAUUCCUUCAGACAGACCUUGCUGGCGAAUAAGCACUUCCACAGAGGGCUACGUAGUUUUAAGUCUUAACUAGUACAAUAAAUAGUACAGCGGCUAGUACAGUACCAAGUGGUUUGUUGCAUUCAUAUUAGUCUGGUAAGCACAUCUCCCAUUCAGCCUGCUAAAAAUUCAGGUCAUGACUAGCAUUGGCUAGUAGAUGGUUUUGGAGUGUCUAAAGCCCUAUUCGGACAGGAUUUGUUUCACAGGGGGGCAUCUGUGAAAAAUAUUUCACAUUUCUACUCAGUGAUAAAACUCUUGCAUCAGGACCAGUAAGUUUUUUUUUGCUUUCUUGGUCACAUGACGUGGCGUUUAGUAACUCCUCCAUUUCCACAUGCUGAUGUGUUUACAUGGAUCUCUGUGAAAACAUGCGCUCAAUGUGUAAUUACGGUGCAUGGCGGUGGACAAAAUGGGUAAUUCUUGCUGUAAUUUUCUCAGAGGACAUCUGGAAAAAAACACGCACAUAGUCGUUCUGGAUGGGAAUAAAGUGACAGAGGACCCCCCCAAUAAAAGAGAAAAUUACCUCAGGAGCCCCUGAGAAACAAAUACUGUCCGGAUAGGGCUUAAGCUGGACUUUGAUGGGUAAGGUGGAUGAAAAGCUGGUCAUCCAGAUAAAAAUGUACCCUGUGUCAGCUUGGAUGCUAGCUGGUAAAUGAGCUCUUGACCAGCAAAGUGUUGUGUUUGUUUAUAGUCAUGAUUGGUCAUUCUUGCCAAUUAGCAUGUUCUUGCUGGUUGACCAUCAUGGUCAAGUCAUACUGGAUGUCCACUUACCUCUUGUGGGUGUGUCUGACGCUUCUAUAUGGAACAAAGGAAGCAAAAGAACAGUCUGGAUGUCUAUCUUUAAUCAGUCUUUUUCUAAUCUAAUUUUGGAAAUCUGAAAAACUGACAUCAUCUGCAUCGUAUUUGAAAGGGUACUCUCACCAGGUUGCUAUCGAAACAACGCAACCAAUCAUAUACCACAGCAUGCAGCAACUGUCUGCAUUGACAUGAAUAUGAUGCAUCAAGGCAAAAUGGCAAGUGGACACCAAACAUCAAACACUGAACCUAUACAAAAAACCCCCAAAAAGCCCUAUGUUGGUCAACCAGCUUCACCAGCUUGAGCUGGCCACCUUGUUAUUUUUGGGCCAGCAAACCCAGUGGUCCUGUAUGGUUUUUUUAAAUUUAAAAAGAUUCUCAUUCGGAGAGUGAGGAGCUGCUGUAAAGAAAAAUACAGAUGUAUUCAGUUUUAAAAAGUAGGGGUUUGGUAUGAAAUUGUGCUUCGUUGUAGAGAAACCUACUGACCUGGAUUUCUUUACAAUUGUGGCAAAUAGAAGCAGGUGUUUUCAAGACUUUCAACACAAUUACAGCAAUUUUAUUGAUUUAUUAUCAUCAAUAACAUUGAUAAUCCCCUAUUGUGAACCUACUUGUUUUGUGCUGUUAUAUAACAGCUUACUUUAUUCAAUGCAAACCUAAUACAAGUCCAUCCAGGCUCAGAAGAUGCAGACACGUCCAGACUAAAGCUCAAAAUUUAGCGGAUACAUUAAAACAAGCUGAACAUUUAUAUUCAGUUACCACGGAACAAGCAGCAGCAGUGUUUUAUUACCUUUUUAUUCAGUAUUUAUUUGAAAAACAUGAAAAUUGUUCUCCAUGCUGAAAAAUAUUUUCUAUUGAAUGUAAAGGGUCAGUGUGUGCUAGUGUAUUGUUAUAUUAAAGCAGCAGUACAAACAGCAUUAUUACUAAGGUUGUUUAAAUAUGAUCCAGUGACUUAGAAUAUCUAAAGUAUUGCGUAUCAAAUACUUUCAUUCUAAUUCAGAGUUUUUAAUCUUAAACAAUGUAUAAAAAAGGCAUUAUCUAUCAGACAUUCUUUCUAAGCUGGCAGCACUAAAGAGAGUUUUCAUAAGGUUAAUAAAAAAGUUUUCCAAUUUUGUUUAACAGUGGAGCAUGAAAAUAUAACAAAUUAUCUUUAGUUUAAGUUUUUACCUAAUUAAGCACUGCUCCAUAUUCUUUGUUUAAAAAACACAACCAAGUGGAGGCUAACGCUAAUGCUAACAACAUACACUUUACGAUCUUAAAUCUGAUCAAAUUUACCUUACUAUGAAGCAGUUACCAUAUUUUUUCGCACUAUAAGGUUGAAUUGAAUGUCUAUUUUCAGGUCAUAUACAAGGUGCGCCGGAUUAUAAGGCGCAUUAUACAACCAAGUAAGGAACGCGGGUGUUGCCAUGUUUUCCUUCUAAUUCAGCUGGAUGGUGAGACCUUUAAAGCUAAGCUAAGCUACGUAAACCAAACUGUUAUUCAUAUAUUUUUUUAAGAAUGUUAAUCUACACAGAUUUCUCUCCUGAUUUUUUUUAUGUGGGUGAGUAAAGCGCUUCCGUUUAUUUCAAGUAAACUUAGAUUACUGUGGGCAAAUUUGAGGUGAGAUUAGCUAGCCAGGGCAGUAUCAGCUAGCGGUUUGUCCCAUGUAGCUUUUGUUAACAUGGUAAAAGCGCAGACUACAGGCGGAUAAAACUCACCUUUAAAUGACUAAAGAGCUAGUGCUGCCAUUAGCAGCUAAUGCUAAUACUGCUCCAGCAGUGCUAGCCGGGGUUAGCAGCAGGCUACAGGCCAAUGAUACUCACCUCUAAAUGGCAAAAGAGCUAGUGCUUAGCAUGGUUAGUGGCUAAUGCUAAUACUGCUGGAGAACUAAACUGAAACUCCUGUAAAACGCUGCACUUCAGGGAAGUGGUUUUACUCCUCCUUACAACCUGACUGGUAAAAUUCAUAAGGUGCAUUGGAUUGAUUAUAAGGCGCACUGACGAUUUUUUGGGAAAAAUUUAAGUAUUUUAAGUCCACCUUAUAGUGCGAAAAUAUGAUAUUUUACAUUGGUAAAUAAUGUGCUUUUUACUCCAGAGUGUGUACUACUAUUACUACUAACUUACUACUAUUACUACUGCUACUACAUACGCAUACACACACACAAAGAGGCAUGUGAGAUAAAUAGUCAAUGUGAAAGGUCAGACGUGAUUAUAAUAUAAUAAACACACUAUAAAACAACAAUCAACACUAAACUGAAUAAAUUGGUCCACAAUGUCUUAUUAUAUGAACUCUUAAUAAAAAGUAAUGUGAUAACUUCAGUAAUAAUCAGCUGCACAUUGUAUCUAAAUUGUAAAGCUGUAUUAACUAUACAAACACAGAUUGUAUCAGCAUUGAUGGGUACAAACUUAAGUAUACAUUUUAUCUUAUUUUAUCAAAUAGGAUCUUUUCACUGCUGCUGUAAAGUUUUUGGAAUUGACAGGUUUCUCUGAAAUGAAGUGUUACACUUCAAACCAUCUUACACAUUAACAUAGACAUAAAUCUUAGAAAUGUAAAAUCUUGGAAUAGAAUUUGCAGAUUUUGUUCUCAUUUAAUCAAAUUGUAGAAAAUGAAGAUAUCUGAAAUGCUGACCAGAUCUCCUCCCUCUUUACCAAGAACUGACAGAGCGAUCACUGAUCUGGGCCCAGUCUCCCAAAAAAGCAUCUUAACAUAAAGAGAGUGUAAAGCUCAGUGUAAAGCUCACUCUACCAUCUAAAGCCCUGUCUGGACGGUAUUAGUUUCUCAGGGGGUCCUGGGGUAGUUUUUCUCUUGUAUGGAGGGCCCUCUAUUAUUUUAUUCCUCUCCAGAACGAUCAUGUAUGUGUUUUUCUCAGACGUCUGAAUUUCGUCUCCUCACGUUUAAGAAAAUGGCUAUUUGUCCACUGCCGCACACCGUAAUUAUACAAAUACAAAUGAUAUAAGAAUCAUCUUAAACCCUAUCUGGACGGGAAUAAAAUCACAGAGGACCCCAGCAUUUAAUUUAAUUCUAUCCCUGAAACUAAUUCCGUCCAAAUAGGGAUUUAGUGCCAAGAACCUUUUGGGAAACCCCUUCGGAAAUGAAGAGUUCUAGUGCCCCCUACUGGCUCACAGCAGCACUGCAGGCUCACUGGUGAAAGAAAGGUGCCUUAAAGGACAAUUCUGCUAAAUCCAUGCUUGUGUUCUGUUAAUACUAUAUAAAGCCCGUUUCUCAGAACCCUCCAAUAACCCCUUAAAACCAGAACGUCCGACCCCCCAGAACCCUCCAGCCCCUCAGCUGUUCUAGCUGUAGCGAGUUUAGGAUUAGCAGGAACCCCCUGAACCAUCCGGAGCUUUAACAUAUAUAAAAUAUGUUUGUAUGAAAUAUCCCAGUUUUUCUUUUUGUUUUGUGCCCUUUUGCAAUGUGAAUUUGUGUCUUUCUUUUCUAUCAUUCUGCACUUUGAGUUUGUUUUUAUUAUUUGAAUGAUAUGAUUUUAUGUAUAAUGUAUGUGAAGAUUAAAGAGCACACGUUUAUCUAUCCUGUGAAAA